Nerophis ophidion (straightnose pipefish) is the source of this 1616-nucleotide messenger RNA. Its product is annotated as glyoxylate/hydroxypyruvate reductase B-like. The transcript has 6 exons. Gene Ontology annotation, molecular function: NAD binding; hydroxypyruvate reductase [NAD(P)H] activity; glyoxylate reductase (NADPH) activity. Bases 385 to 1368 code for a protein of 327 amino acids. Lineage: Eukaryota; Metazoa; Chordata; Actinopteri; Syngnathiformes; Syngnathidae. Gene Ontology annotation, cellular component: cytosol. The record is from RefSeq and is a predicted model, not a curated record.
UGAUGAAUCACAUUUCCUGCAGCAGAGACAACUCUUUCCUCCACAAACAUCCUCCGACGAGCAGACGGGAGGACGGAUUUGAGAGCAAUUCUCCGAUCCUGCUGCAAGACGACAAUUAAACCCAGGCGCUUGUUGACUUUUCAGCCCCGGCUCAGUAAACAAACAACGAAGACGUUUGCUUCCUAGUUAGGUUUACACAUCAGCCAAUCGGUGCACGGCCCCACUCAGCCUUUUCAGGCUCUAUUUUUCUGCUCUACUUGUUGAACCCUUUGCCCGUUUUCACAUUAACCCAUCUUGUUUAAUAUCCAACUUGUGCCCGAGAAAAGGAGGACUGCGAGUGCUGACACAGAAUGUCCAACUUGGAGUUGCACCCGAGCAAAGCUGAUGGCGGAGGAGCGACCGUGGGCAUUGGUGUCGGAGGUGGGUGGCGAAUUCGGCCUACUGGAGGAGAUGGCUGACAUGAUUCGUCAACACUUCCACAUCGUCUCUUUCGAGGACUUUCUUCAGAACCCGCAGCUGUACGCUGCCAGGAUCCAGGUCCUGCUCAUGUGGAAGUACUACCCAGAGGCGGAGCUCGGCCUGCUCAGGUCGCUGCCCUCCCUCAAGGCGGUCGUAAGCGGCGGAGUGGGCGUGGACCACCUGGACGUGCGCGGCAUCAACAGCCUAGGGGUGAAGGUGUCCAACACGCCCGGCGUGGUCAGCGACGCCACCGCCGACUUAGCCAUGGGUCUGCUGCUGGCCUCCGCCAGAAACAUCCUCCGAGGUCACCAAAUUUCCGUCGACCCGUGCACGGUCCGCAUGACCCAAAGCCUCAUGGGAGUUGAAGUGACGGGGUCGACUCUGGGAAUCAUCGGAAUGGGCGAGCUCGGCUACAAGAUCGCUCAGAGAUGCAAAGGCUUUGAAAUGAAGAUUUUCUACCACAACAGAAGCAGAAGGAGCGCUGAGGACGAGCGCGCCGUCGGCGCCAAUUACUGCCAAAGCCUGAGCGACCUGCUGAGGAGGUCGGACUUCGUCCUGAUCGCAGUCAAGUUGACCUCUGACACCGAGGGCCUAGUCGGCCAAGGAGAGUUGGCGCUCAUGAAGCCUUCGGCCACGCUGAUCAACGUCAGCCGAGGUCAAGUCGUGGACCAGGAUGCUUUAGUCCGAGCACUCCAGACGGGAAGCAUUCGUGCCGCUGCCAUAGAUGUGACUCAUCCAGAACCCUUACCCAGGGACCAUCCUCUGCUGGGGCUUCCUAACGUGCUCAUCACGCCCCACAUUGGCAUCAACACGGUGGCCACCGCAAAGAGGAUUGUCGGCUGCAUGCUGCAAAACGCUGUGGCUGCAGUAAAAGGCCUUCCCCUUCCCAAUGAAGUCGCCAUCAAGUGACUAAAGCGUGCCGCACUCUCAUAUUACAAAAUAAAAGUGGAAAUUACCGCCCCCUCGGAUAUUGCGUGCAAUCUCAACAAUCCCCUGACACAAAACUAAUAUGAGCAACAUCAGAGCAAUCUCACCGCAGCGUUUAUCAGACAGAGAGAUAAUAUUUCUAAUAUUUCAUACAUUUGUCCUAAAGCAGCGGCAAUUGUGGUUCUUUCAUCUCAAAGAACGCUGCUAUCAAGAGAUUAAAAACUAGCAUU